AGGACCCAGCGGUACCGACGGUAUUUCGUCAAAUAUUAACUGGUUACAAAACCGGCAAGUGUGUAACUACAAACAGGUUAUUAAACUCACUAACAUCACUCGAGAGAGGGAAGUUUGUAGAAAAAAAAAAAAAAAUCAGAAAAGACAACAUGGACAGGACGGUCAGCCUGCCUAACCAGCCCGACAAAACCACCACAGUGACUCUGGUUGAGAACAGCAGUGCCCCCAGUGGGCUGGAACUAGUUAGUUCCUACCAGACCAACAGAGUGGGUGACCCCAUGGAUCUGGUGGCCCUGGCAGAGCAAGUCCAGAAGGGAGAUGAGUUUGUAAAAGCCAAUGCCUGCAACAAACUGACAGUCAUUGCAGACCAGAUUAGAUACCUGCAAGAGCAGGCUAGAAAGACUUUGGAAGAAGCAAAAAGAGACGCUGAGCUGCACCACGCUGCCUGUAACAUUGUGAAAAAGCCAGGCAACAUGUACUACCUCUAUCAGAGGCCAUCUGGACAGAAAUACUUCUCCAUCAUCUCUCCUAAGAUGCAGCUGGAGAUCCCACCAACAUUCAGUACAAGGAUCAGAUGUAAAGCUGCACCAUGAAGCUCAUCAAAGGAAAAAAGCUGACAUCCACUGUUUCACAUCAUUGCAUGUUAGCACAGCUAGCUGUCAAACAAGCACAACAGCCUGCGUUUAGCAACAGAGUUCUGAGUUUGUGUAGUUUUUUUUUUUUUUUUUAAAGAAAAAAAUCAGCUGCUUCUAAAAAUGUUGUUCUUCGGCACCAUUUUUGGUCAAAAAAGGCACCUUUUACAGCUUUAUUCUGCAAACUUUGAGCUGUAUAACGUUGGGAUUAGAGCCCAAACUAGACAGCUUUUUAAGAGCGAUACCGAUAUUUGACUUAAAUGAUAUCAGCCAAUAUUUUUUUCCCUUUCUUUCAGACACACAAAAUUUAUGGAGUUAUGGAUAAUUACUAGGAUAAUGUGACCAUAUAGGUUAGAAAUUAAUUUUAAAAAUAAACAAAUCGCUGGUCGUCUUGUGGCGUUCCAAACGUGUUUCCAACAGGGAAAAUGCGUAUUGCCCUCCGGUGGACGACUAUGCAACAUCAACACUCAUAGCAUGGUUGAAAUGUGUUUCUCCUGUCAUCUUUACUUUGAAACUUUUUAUUUAUAUGCUGAAAAAUGACAAUUUGCGAUACCAGUAUAGAGGCAAAUGCAUAAUAUUGGCUGAUAUAUCAGUUGGGGCACUAAUAGGGACGUUCCUGAUGAUUAAUUUGAUGAUUUUAUUUUUUUAAAUACAAAUUUUAAAAGAUGCCAUGUUUUGUCCCUGUAAAUAAAUUACAAAAGAUGUAAUUUCAUGUUUAAUUGUAUGUCAAGGCAAUUAAAGUGCAAUUUCUUCAUUUCAAA
This is a messenger RNA of Archocentrus centrarchus (flier cichlid), 1393 nucleotides long. RefSeq lists its product as uncharacterized. The record is from RefSeq and is a predicted model, not a curated record. Bases 150 to 593 code for a protein of 147 amino acids. The transcript has 5 exons. NCBI's taxonomy places the organism in Eukaryota, Metazoa, Chordata, Actinopteri, Cichliformes, Cichlidae.